Molecule: messenger RNA, 1371 nt
Organism: Paraglomus occultum
Lineage: Eukaryota; Fungi; Glomeromycota; Glomeromycetes; Paraglomerales; Paraglomeraceae
Source: the annotation of a GenBank genome assembly
AUGUCUGACGUCUGCAGAGAUUUGCUGCGUUUGUUGGAUAGCGAAAAGCAUUACGACACUCUUCUCUGCGUGGGUGAGGAAGGGGGACACACAAAAGAGUUCAGAGUGCAUUCGCCCAUUCUGUGUGCACGUUCAACUUAUUUUGCUGCUGCCGUCAAUGAAAAAUGGGCAACGAAAGAAGAUAACAAGUACAUUCUCAAUAAACCAAAUGUGACUCCUGCCGCUAUGGAUUUCAUUUUGAGAUAUCUAUACGGUGGUGUUGUCGACUUCACCUCACAACGCGCAUCAGUUCUUUUUGAUGUAUUGAUAGCUACAGACGAGUUGGAACUGUUGUCGUUAUUAAAUGAUGUACAGCAGCACAUGAUAGAGAAAAAGGAUGAAUUCUUGAGCGAUAAUCCGGUUAAAAUUCUUAGAAAAAUCUGGCUACACGAAGCUUUUGUUCCUCUACGCAAUGUCUGCAUCGACAUCGUAUGUAAACAACCCAGCAUUCUGUUUGAUGGUGAUGAAUUUUGCGAUAUGCCAGAGUCUAUUUUAGUGCACUUUCUUCAAAGAGAUGACAUGGACGUACCGGAAAUAGUCAUCUGGCGCAGGACUCUGGAAUGGGGCCUAGCACGAAAUCACGAGUUAGCUGCAAAAAGCAAUAUUAGCAGCUGGACUAAGGAAGAUUUUGUAACGCUAGAAAAAACGUUGCAUCAAUGUCUUCGUCAUAUUAGAUAUCAUAAUUUCGAAUUGAAAGAAUUCUGCGAGAACGUCAUGCCGUACAAAAAAUUGUUACCAAAAGAUAUUAGGAACGACAUAAUUUACUAUUAUACUCCAGAAACGAGUACGCCUCAAUGGAAGCCUCGAGUAGGCACGAAAGAUUGCGACUCUUUUAUCAUAAAAAGAACACAGCUUGAACUAAUUUCCUCGUGGAUUGACAAGAAUAAAUAUUUUGCGCGUAAUAGAUUCCGAUACGAAUUAUUACUUCGAGGUACAAGGGAUGGCUUCGAUAGUACCACAUUCCAUAAUCUCUGCGACUAUAAGGGGGCGACGCUGAUUGUCUGUAAGCCUAGCUCGAGCAACGCAGUCAUUGGAGGUUACAAUCCUCUGAAUUGGACCUCCAACAGCGGAACAUAUGGAAACACCAACAAAAGUUUUUUGUUUCAUAUUAAAGAUAUCGAUGACCUUGAUUCCGCACAGUUUUCUCGUGUCGGUAACAUCACGUACGCCGUGUACUAUGAUGCUUCGUAUGGUCCAUGCUUUGGCAAUACUGGAAGAGAUUUAUGUGCAAAUGAUACUAGUUGGACAUCAGGCUCUAAUUAUUACGCCGGUAUAGGAAUACCUAAUAGUUUCACUGUCCAAGAAUAUGAAGUUUUUAAAGUAAUUAGCUGA